Melitaea cinxia (Glanville fritillary) is the source of this 1012-nucleotide messenger RNA. RefSeq names its product electron transfer flavoprotein subunit beta (gene Etfb). Gene Ontology annotation, molecular function: electron transfer activity. The coding region runs from base 138 to 899 and encodes 253 amino acids. The transcript has 6 exons. Gene Ontology annotation, cellular component: cytosol. The record is from RefSeq and is a predicted model, not a curated record. Lineage: Eukaryota; Metazoa; Arthropoda; Insecta; Lepidoptera; Nymphalidae.
UAUAGGCCGACAACAUUGCUACUUGUUGGCUGGACUUCGUACCUACUGUUGUAUUGGAAUCUUUGAUCGGAUUUUUUUUUGUUUGUAAUAAUUUAAUUUAAUUUAGUUCUAAGGUUUUAUAUUUAUAAACAAUAAAAAUGGCUCGAGUUCUAGUAGGAGUUAAGAGAGUUAUUGAUUAUGCAGUUAAGAUCCGAGUGAAACCGGACAAAUCUGGAGUAGUAACAGAUGGAGUCAAGCACUCCAUGAACCCGUUUGAUGAGAUUGCAGUGGAGGAGGCUGUCAGGAUGAAGGAAAAGAAAUUAGCUAGUGAGGUUAUUGCAGUGUCUUGUGGCCCAGCACAAUCUCAGGAAACUCUAAGAACCGCACUCGCCAUGGGAGCUGAUAGAGCAAUUCACGUAGAAGUCGCAGGACCUGAGUAUGAAACCAUGCAGCCUCUGCAUGUAGCUAAAAUAUUAGCCAAACUCUCACAAGAUGAAAAGGCUGAUUUAGUGAUUGUUGGGAAACAAGCCAUUGACGAUGACUCCAAUCAAACCGCUCAAAUGACUGCAGCCCUCCUAGACUGGCCUCAAGGAACUUUUGCCUCAAAGGUAGAAAAGAUUGAUUCUGGACUGAAGGUAGUCCGUGAAAUUGAUGGAGGUUUAGAGACAAUCAAAACUAAACUACCGGCUGUACUCAGUGCAGACCUUAGACUGAAUGAACCAAGAUACGCAACACUACCUAACAUCAUGAAAGCAAAGAAGAAGCCAAUGAAGAAAGUUACAGCCAAGGAUCUAGGAGUUGACUUGGCUGCUAGAAUAAAAGUUGUCAGCGUAGAAGAUCCUCCCGUCAGGCAGUCUGGCUCCAUAGUCCCUGACGUAGACACACUCGUCGCUAAGCUCAAGGAAGGAGGACACAUUUAAAACAACACCAUACUACCAUCUUGUUUUAUUCUCUGUAUAGUAAUGUAAAAUCAUUUUGUACAUGGUUUUUGAAUGUAGAUCUAUAUACUUGUUAAAUAUAUUUUGUCAAGUUA